CCAAAAGUAGUCACAAUGUUUCCAUGUGUUAUUUUGGUUCCGUUAAUCUUCUGUAACAGUUCUGCAGCACUGGUGUCAGGCGGUCUUUUAAAUGUUUUUACCUCUGUGUCCAACAUGUCCGUGGACUGGGCAGGAUUUGGAUAUGCCACUCUAAUCGCUUCCGGAGGGGUCAUUGGUUAUGUGAAAGCAGGCAGCGUUCCCUCUCUGGCUGCUGGUCUUCUUUUCGGUGGCCUUGCUGGAUUUGGCGCCUACCAGGUUUCCAAUGACCCUAACAACAUUUGGGUGUCACUAGGAACAUCCGGAGCCCUCGCUGCACUCAUGGGAAAGAGGUUCUACGCAUCGAGGAAGCUGAUGCCCGCUGGUUUGAUGGCAGGAGCAAGUCUGUUGAUGUUUGGGAAACUUAGUUUGACGUUGCUGCAGAAACCUGCAGAGUCUCCAUGAGGUGAAAAGGCUGAAAAUCGAAAACGUUUCAUCACGUUUAAGAAGGAGUUUCUGUUUUCGAGCUGCUUGUCAACAUUUAUCAUGCACUGUUGUUUUGUUAAAAAAAAGCUGAGUGUUAGAUGAUGAGAUACAUUGUAUCAGGAUGGCUGUCUUGUCAUUUAUAAAUAAACAUACUUUGAACUUUUAUGUAUUUAUUAGUACAAAAUUAUUACAAAAUGUUUCAUUUGUAAUGUAUAAUACAAAGACUCCUCCUUUAUUUAUACAUUUAGAACUGAUAUUCUGUCACCUAAAGUAGAAAGAAUAAAGCAGUGAGUCCACA
Molecule: messenger RNA, 760 nt
Organism: Austrofundulus limnaeus
Lineage: Eukaryota; Metazoa; Chordata; Actinopteri; Cyprinodontiformes; Rivulidae
Gene: tmem14ca
Product: transmembrane protein 14Ca
Exons: 5
Coding region: 16-441 (141 amino acids)
Biological process (GO): regulation of heme biosynthetic process
Cellular component (GO): mitochondrial membrane
Source: RefSeq, a predicted model, not a curated record